Messenger RNA from Papilio polytes (common Mormon), 2331 nucleotides. RefSeq names its product innexin inx3 (gene Inx3). The record is from RefSeq and is a predicted model, not a curated record. Gene Ontology annotation, molecular function: gap junction channel activity. The coding region runs from base 264 to 1424 and encodes 386 amino acids. Lineage: Eukaryota; Metazoa; Arthropoda; Insecta; Lepidoptera; Papilionidae. The transcript is spliced from 9 exons. Gene Ontology annotation, biological process: phototransduction. Gene Ontology annotation, cellular component: gap junction; plasma membrane.
ACGCGCGAGUGCGCUUUCCAGUCCGCGCUCCCGACUCGCAGGCGACUGGCGUGCCCGUGCGACGCCGCCACCGGUUUCACUCCACUCAUUAUUAUAUCCAUGACGUAUCAUUUAAACUAUGACGUAUAACUGAACGAGUACGCGCUACGAGCCCUCCGUUGUGUUGUGACGUUAGUAAGGACGAAUAGUGCCCGAAGUUUUGGGAGAGCGACGAGGGAAAAGUAACUGUUGAUUUUAAAGACAAGAGGAAGAAAUAAUCCAAGAUGGCGCUGUUUGGUAUGGCGUCGGCGGUGGCGGGCUUCGUCAAAGUCCGCUACCUGAUCGACAAGGCUGUCAUCGACAACAUGGUGUUCAGAAUGCACUACCGCAUCACGUCCGCCAUCCUGUUCCUGUGCUGCCUUCUCGUCACCGCCAAUAAUCUUAUCGGUGAUCCUAUUUCGUGUAUAAACGACGGCGCGAUAUCCGCUCAUAUCCUGAACACGUACUGCUGGAUUACCUACACGUUCACCCUGCCCUACACCAAGAGCAAAGGCAUCGCGCACCCUGGCCUCGGCAAUGACUACGAAGAGGAGAAGCGCAUUCAUGCCUACUACCAAUGGGUGCCCUUUAUGCUGUUCUUCCAGGGUCUGCUCUUCUACAUUCCCCACUGGAUCUGGAAGAACUGGGAGGAGGGCAAGGUGCGCAUGAUCUCCGACGGCAUGCGAGGAACAUCCGCUUGCAUCGCAGAUGACAAGUCCAAGAGACAGAGUCGUCUGGUCCAGUACUUGUACGACACCCUGCACAUGCACAACUCCUAUUCUUUCGGCUAUUUCUUCUGUGAGAUUCUCAACUUUGUCAACGUGGUUGGUAACAUCUUUUUCCUGGACACUUUCCUCGGCGGCGCUUUCUUGACUUACGGCACUGAUGUCGUCAAAUUCUCUAACAUGAACCAGGAGCAACGGACUGACCCUAUGAUUGAAGUGUUCCCGCGUGUUACUAAAUGCACCUUCCACAAAUUUGGUGCUUCUGGAACAAUCCAGAAACACGACGCCCUCUGUGUUCUCGCCUUGAACAUUCUUAACGAAAAGAUAUUCAUCUUCUUGUGGUUCUGGUUCAUCAUCCUAUCAGUCUUGUCAGGCUUGGCACUCGUGUACUCGGCUGCUGUAAUCCUUCUACCGAGUACCCGGGAGACUAUUCUCAAGAGACGUUUCCGCUUUGGUACACCUAACGGCGUUGAGGCACUUGUUAGGAAGACUCAGGUUGGCGAUUUCCUGCUAUUGCACCUGCUCGGUCAGAAUAUGUCAAUGCGUGUGUUCGGCGAGGUGCUGGACGAGCUGUCGCGUCGCCUUCAUCUCGGCUCCAACGCGCCCUCCGCGCCAUCUACCCUCGAAAUGGCACCCAUCUAUCCUAACAUCGAAAAGUAUGCGAAAGAAACCGAAACCUAAGCUAAACGGUAAACUCUAUUAUGUCUCAUUUACAUUUUUUGAGAUCAUUAUCUUCAUUGGGAAUAUAUUUGUAAAUCUCAAACUAUGUAUGGAGACAUUGCCAUUUUUUGUUCCUUAUAUUUAGUUAUUCAAAAUAUUCAUACGCUCUUACGAUACCUAGUGUUACGAUUUCUUCUAUUGAAGACAAUUCCAUUUCAUUACGUUCAAUACAUUCCUUUAUUGUGUAGACGAUUUUACCUUUGUUAAGGUAUCAGACACAGUUUGCCUUAAUAGGCUUUUACAUGGUCUCAAUCUGUUUGUAAAUGGAAGUAUUUUUAUAUUUAUAACCCCUUUUGGGGACAGUAAACAAAAUUGACGAGCAUGACAUUAGUUGUUAAAUAUAUAUAGUGAAUCCAUUGUGAAUUGACAAUUAGGCAAUAAUGUGAAAUGUAUGAGAGAUUGGGAAACAAAACAGUGUCUGUGAUGUUACCUAUGCAGGGUAAAUGUAAGAAAAUCCAAUUUUAGUGUUUAAAUCAAAUACUUUGUUGAAAUUAGACAGUUAUAACAUAACAAAAAAUAUAGAAAAAGACAUAUCGCUCAAAAUAAUUUUUAACGAGAAUUUAACAUUUUCAACAUGAAAAUAAAUUGUAACAUAGUUUUUAAGACAAUUAUUUUGAUUACAUCGUUGAAAGUAUUGUGUCUAUUCUACUGAUUUCAUUUUACAUAGCAUAGUAUUAUAAAAGACGUAAGCUAUUGAAAAAACUUGUUAGUUUUAGUAAGAUAAUGAAAUAUGUACGACUUAGUUAGUGAACAUUGGUGCAAAAGAGGUGUGGAAUUUGUAUAAAAAAAUAUUAUACUCAUUUACUCUGACCAUUGUGCCAUUGAAGGGAUGAAGCGGUGUACAUGCACCAGGCUUGCAUUUGUAUAA